AUAUACCGAUAUUUAGCCAUUGGUCACACCCGAAUCGCCCUGUUUCACUUCAAGUCUCAUCAAGUGGUGAAGUCACAGCCGAUAGAAAAUCUGGAAGCAUUGCGGUUGGUACCAACCACCGCUUCUCUCCAGGCAGUCACGGCUCUCGAACGAUGCAAAGACCCGGUGGCCCAAGUGGCGCCAGAGUUUUGCCAUUCCGCCUCGGAGAGACUUGAGCCUGUCAAAGGCUCGACGUUGCCGCAGACCGACAUUUCCCAGCGUCUGUUUGAAAGAUAUUCAUUUCAUGGUUUCCGGCGAUUUUUGAUGCCGAAAAAGGGGUACCAAAAAAAGCAGACUUGGUCAUUUCGUAAGAAAGUUGGCGAGCAUCAAAGCGACAGCGAACUUUACAGUCUUGAAAUGAUGCAGGCUAAAAAAGGCGUAAUUUUGGAUAGCCAAGAAGUGGAUACAGAAGCCGGCGAAUCAAACGCUUCGAAGGAGGUCAAAACCAGCGCAAAAGGGCUGAAUUCAAGCAAAACCGUUAUGGAGACAAAAUAUCGAAAAGCGCUUCACCACUUACGGCAUCCCUUUUCAAGAUCAUGUGACUCUGCUAAACUGGACGAAAUUAUGUAUACAGGUAUGUAG
Molecule: messenger RNA, 621 nt
Organism: Protopolystoma xenopodis
Lineage: Eukaryota; Metazoa; Platyhelminthes; Monogenea; Polystomatidea; Polystomatidae
Source: the annotation of a GenBank genome assembly